Messenger RNA from Coffea eugenioides, 1506 nucleotides. RefSeq names its product 7-deoxyloganetin glucosyltransferase-like. Gene Ontology annotation, molecular function: UDP-glycosyltransferase activity. The transcript is spliced from 2 exons. Bases 1 to 1506 code for a protein of 501 amino acids. The record is from RefSeq and is a predicted model, not a curated record. Lineage: Eukaryota; Viridiplantae; Streptophyta; Magnoliopsida; Gentianales; Rubiaceae.
AUGGAUUCCAUUUCUUUGUUAGAGAAGAAGCCUCAUGCGGUCUGCAUCCCAUUCCCUGCUCAAGGUCACAUAAACCCCAUGCUUAAACUUGCCAAGCUUCUUCACCACAAAGGUUUUCAUAUCACCUUUGUUAACAGCGAAUUCAACCACAAACGCCUGCUAAAAUCUAGAGGUCCUGAUUCCCUCAAUGGUUUACCUGAUUUCCAAUUCGAAACCAUUCCUGAUGGGCUUCCUCCUUCUGAUGUGGAUGCCACCCAAGAUACUGCCUCCCUUUGUGAGUCCACCACUAAGCAUGGCUUAGGUCCAUUAAGAGAACUUCUUGCCAGACUCAAUGAUACCUCUUCCUCCAACGUACCUCCCGUUUCUUGCAUAAUUUCGGAUGCAGGUAUGAGCUUCACACUUGCAGCUGCUGAAGAGCUAGGCAUUCCCGAAAUUUAUCUUUGGACCGCCAGUGCAUGUUCCUACUUGGCAUACUUCCAUUUUUCACAACUUAUUGACAAGGGUAUCACGACACUCAAAGAUGCUAGUUACUUGACAAAUGGGUAUCUUGAUACAGUUCUUGAAUGGACCAUUCCCGGAAUGGAAGGUAUUCGUUUGAGAGAUCUUCCAAGUUUCCUAAGAACCACAAAUCCAGAUGACUUUAUGCUAAAAUUCAUCCUACAAGAAACGGAGAGUGCUCAAAGGGCUUCCGCUAUUAUUUUAAAUACUUUUCAAGAAUUGGACCAUUAUGUAAUAAGUUCUUUUCCAGCUUAUCUUCCCCCAAUCUAUCCCAUUGGGCCACUACAUGUCCUCGAGAAUCAGAUUGAUGAUAAGAGUCUAGAGGUGCUGGGAUCAAAUCUUUGGAAGGAAGAACCAGAAUGUCUUGAAUGGCUUGAUUCAAAAGAACCAAACUCCGUGGUUUAUGUGAACUUUGGAAGCAUUACUGUAAUGACACCUGAGCAACUAGUUGAAUUUGCAUGGGGACUCGCUAACAGCAAACAAACUUUUUUAUGGAUCAUAAGGCCUGAUCUGGUCAAGGGCGAUCUAGCUAUUCUUCCUGACGAAUUUGUGGAAGAAACCAAACAUAGAGGCUUGUUUGCAAGUUGGUGCAAUCAAGGGAAAGUUCUUAGCCACUCGUCUGUGGGAGGAUUCUUAACUCAUAGUGGAUGGAAUUCCACAAUUGAAAGUAUUAGCAGUGGGGUGCCUAUGAUAUGUUGGCCAUUUUUCUCUGAUCAACAAACCAAUUGCUGGUUUUGCUGCACCAAGUGGGGCAUUGGAAUGGAGAUAGACAAUAAUGUUAAGAGGGAUGAAGUUGAAAGUCUUGUUAUAGAGUUAAUGUCUGGAAAGAAAGGUAAGGAGAUGAAGAAAAAAGCCAUGGAGUGGAAAAAAUUGGCAGAAGAUGCUGCUUGUUGUUCUAGUGGUUCUUCUUCCGUGAAUUUUGAGAAUUUGAUCAGUCAACUGCAACAAUCCAAGACAUUAGACACGUUGGAAUCCAACCACGAUAAUGUUAAUAAUUGGCCUCAUUAA